GUUUUUCUUGCAGUACUGUGUGCAAAAAACUUGGUGAAAAAGGACUUUUUCCGACUUCCUGAUCCCUUUGCUAAGGUUGUGGUGGAUGGAUCUGGCCAAUGCCAUUCUACAGAUACUGUGAAGAAUACACUUGAUCCCAAAUGGAAUCAACAUUAUGACCUAUAUAUAGGGAAGUCGGAUUCAAUAACAAUCAGCGUGUGGAAUCACAAGAAAAUUCAUAAAAAGCAGGGAGCUGGAUUUCUGGGUUGUGUGAGACUUCUUUCAAAUGCCAUCAACCGCCUUAAAGACACUGGUUAUCAGAGGUUGGAUCUGUGCAAGCUUGGGCCAAAUGACAACGAUACUGUUAGAGGGCAGAUAGUAGUCAGUCUUCAGUCCAGAGACCGAAUAGGCACAGGAGGACAAGUUGUGGAUUGCAGUCGGUUAUUCGAUAACGAUUUACCAGAUGGGUGGGAGGAGCGCAGGACUGCUUCUGGAAGGAUCCAGUAUUUAAACCACAUCACACGGACAACUCAGUGGGAGCGACCCACACGGCCAGCAUCCGAGUACUCGAGCCCGGGGAGGCCCCUGAGCUGCUUUGUGGACGAGAACACUCCGAUCAGCGGCACCAACGGCGCGUCCUGCGGGCAGGCGGAUCCGCGGCUGGCCGAGAGGAGGGUGCGCUCCCAGCGGCACAGGAACUACAUGAGCAGGACGCACCUGCACACUCCCCCCGACCUGCCUGAGGGAUACGAGCAAAGGACAACUCAGCAAGGUCAGGUCUAUUUUCUGCAUACUCAAACUGGUGUCAGCACGUGGCACGAUCCAAGAGUACCCAGGGAUCUUAGCAACAUCAAUUGUGAGGAGCUUGGUCCACUGCCUCCUGGAUGGGAGAUCCGAAAUACAGCAACAGGCAGGGUUUAUUUUGUUGACCAUAACAACAGGACGACGCAGUUCACGGACCCGCGGCUCUCUGCGAACCUGCACUUGGUGCUGAACCGGCAGAACCAGCUCAAGGACCAGCAGCAGCAGCAGCAGCAGCAGGUGGUGUCCCUGUGCCAGCUCCCGGACGAGGCCGAGUGCCUGACGGUGCCGCGCUACAAGCGGGACCUGGUGCAGAAGCUGAAGAUCCUGCGGCAGGAGCUGUCCCAGCAGCAGCCUCAGGCUGGCCACUGCCGCAUCGAGGUCUCCAGGGAGGAGAUUUUUGAGGAAUCCUACAGGCAAGUCAUGAAGAUGAGACCAAAAGACUUGUGGAAACGAUUAAUGAUAAAAUUUCGUGGGGAGGAAGGCCUUGAUUAUGGAGGUGUUGCCAGGGAGUGGCUGUACCUGUUGUCCCAUGAAAUGUUGAAUCCAUACUAUGGGCUCUUCCAGUAUUCCCGAGAUGACAUCUACACCCUGCAGAUCAACCCUGACUCCGCUGUCAACCCGGAACACCUGUCCUAUUUCCACUUUGUGGGCCGGAUCAUGGGCAUGGCUGUGUUCCAUGGGCACUACAUUGACGGCGGCUUCACGUUGCCUUUCUACAAGCAGUUGCUUGGGAAGCCAAUUACUUUGGAUGACAUGGAAUUGGUUGACCCUGAUCUCCAUAACAGCUUAGUCUGGAUACUUGAGAACGACAUCACUGGGGUCCUGGACCACACGUUCUGUGUGGAGCACAAUGCCUACGGGGAGAUCAUUCAGCAUGAGCUGAAACCCAAUGGCAAAAGCAUCCCUGUGACAGAGGAGAACAAAAAGGAAUAUGUCAGACUUUAUGUGAACUGGAGGUUUUUACGAGGAAUUGAAGCUCAGUUCCUGGCGCUCCAAAAGGGAUUCAAUGAAGUAAUCCCACAACAUCUGCUGAAAACAUUUGAUGAGAAGGAGUUAGAGCUCAUCAUUUGUGGACUGGGAAAAAUUGAUGUUAACGACUGGAAGGCAAAUACCAGGUUAAAACACUGUACCCCGGACAGCAACAUCGUGAAAUGGUUCUGGAAAGCCGUGGAGCUCUUCGACGAGGAGAGGAGGGCGCGGCUGCUGCAGUUCGUGACCGGCUCCUCCCGGGUGCCCCUGCAGGGCUUCAAGGCACUGCAAGGUGCUGCAGGCCCACGACUCUUCACAAUACACCAGAUUGAUGCGAGCACUAAUAAUUUGCCGAAAGCCCAUACCUGCUUCAACAGGAUCGACAUUCCCGCCUACGAGAGCUACGAGAAGCUCUACGAGAAGCUGCUCACGGCCAUCGAGGAGACCUGUGGCUUUGCUGUGGAAUGACCCUCCCAGCCUCUCCCAGACUCUAUUUAUACUCCUGUCAGCCAGAAAGCCCUUCCUUCCCUCAGCCAAGACUCAAGAAAUGCUUGAAAUACAGGAAACUUUCCCUUCUCUACACUAGGACACUGG
Molecule: messenger RNA, 2346 nt
Organism: Ficedula albicollis (Collared flycatcher)
Lineage: Eukaryota; Metazoa; Chordata; Aves; Passeriformes; Muscicapidae
Gene: SMURF2
Product: SMAD specific E3 ubiquitin protein ligase 2
Exons: 18
Biological process (GO): negative regulation of BMP signaling pathway; ubiquitin-dependent protein catabolic process
Molecular function (GO): ubiquitin protein ligase activity; protein binding
Source: RefSeq, a predicted model, not a curated record